Messenger RNA from Phoenix dactylifera (date palm), 1704 nucleotides. Lineage: Eukaryota; Viridiplantae; Streptophyta; Magnoliopsida; Arecales; Arecaceae. The record is from RefSeq and is a predicted model, not a curated record.
AUGGAGACCAAGAGAAACGAGGAGGAAGGCAUGGCGUCAACAGCGCUACCCAGCUUCACCAUCCUCUCUCUCCUCCUACUCGCAGCCUCUUCAUGCAUAUCCGCCGGAACCCACGAAGCCUUCCUCCAAUGCUUCCUUAAGAAGACCAACAGUAGUAGCUCAGCCUCCUCUUCACUCAUCCACACUCCUGACACCCCAUCCUUCUACUCCAUCCACAACGCCACCGUCCGAAAUUCGAGGUUCGCAUCAACUUCCGGCGCUACGAAGCCGACCUUCGUCGUGACCCCGAAAACUGGCUCCGAUGUCCAAGCUGCAGUCACCUGUGGCAAGGCCACCGGCCUUCACUUGAGGGUCCGGAGCGGCGGCCACGAUUACGAGGCCCGGUCGUCUUACUCCAACGGCGACCCUUUCGUCAUCGUCGACCUCGCCAACUUACGCUCCAUCACGGUCGACGCGGCCGAAGGGACUGCAUGGGUCGGCGCCGGCGCAACGGUCGGUGAGCUGUACUACAACAUCAACGCCCAAACCAAGAAGGACACCGUCGCGUUCCCGGCGAGCCUCUGCGCGAGCGUCGGCGUCGGUGGGAUAAUUGGCGGCGGUGGGCUGAGCGCUAUGAGCAGAAAGUUCGGUGCCGCGGCCGACAACGUCGUCGAUGCCUCGAUCGUAGAUGUCAACGGCAGAAUCUUGGAUAGAGAAUUAAUGGGUGAGGAUCUCUUCUGGGCCAUAAGAGGAGGGAGUUCUGCCAGCUUCGGCGUCGUGCUGGCUUACAAGAUCCGGUUAGUCUCCGUACCCCCCACGGUCACGGUGUUCAGGGUUAACAGAACCUUAGAACAAGAUUUAAGUAAUCUGGUGGAGAAAUGGCAGAAAGUUUCGCAUGAUUCCAGUGACGACCUCUUCCUCAGAAUCCUUACAAUCGCCGUCGGGGCAGGUGCGAACAGAACGAUCCUUGCCACUUUCGAGGGCAUGCUCCUCGGCGGGCGCGAUGAGUUCCUCUCCGCGCUGCAGAAUAGCUACCCCGAGCUCGGCGUCGAGGCGAACGACCUCAUCGAGUUGAAGUGGAUAGAAUCUACUCUCUUCUUUGCGGGCUAUCCUACCACGGACACGAGCCUCUUAUUGGACAGGAGGCCGUAUAGAAACAGAACCUUCAAGGCCAAGUCUGACUUUCCAAGGGAGCCUAUAUCUGCUGAUGCGUGGGAUAAGAUCUGGAAGUACUUAUUAGAUGCAGUAGACGAGAGUCUUCAGAUUAUUAUCUCUCCAUGGGGAGGGAAGUUUGAAGAGAUACCUGAGGAUGCCAUUCCUUUCCCUCACAGGAAGGGAAAUUUUAUCAACCUUCAGUACUUCUUGUUCUGGCCUGACAGUCCGGACGAGGUCAAUCAGAAGCAUUUGGAUUUCAUGAGAGGUUUCUACGACUUCAUGGCUCCAUAUGUUUCGAGCAACCCGAGAGCUACCUAUUUCAACGUCAAGGAUUUGGAUCUAGGUACCAAUAAAAUAGGAAAUACAACCUACUCUGAUGCUACUGUAUGGGGCAAGAAUUAUUUCCGCGGCAACUUUGAAAGGCUGGCACGCGUGAAGGCUCUAGUUGAUCCGGACAACUACUUUUGGAAUGAGCAAAGCAUCCCUCCUUUUUCGGCAUAGAUUAAUGGAACUCUUGUUUUGCAAAAAAUAAAUGCAUUAGAUUUUCUUUAAAUGUAUUCGAUUAUUUGC